Messenger RNA from Papaver somniferum (opium poppy), 860 nucleotides. Its product is annotated as EPIDERMAL PATTERNING FACTOR-like protein 6. The record is from RefSeq and is a predicted model, not a curated record. Gene Ontology annotation, biological process: stomatal complex development; guard cell differentiation. The transcript is spliced from 2 exons. Bases 116 to 661 code for a protein of 181 amino acids. Lineage: Eukaryota; Viridiplantae; Streptophyta; Magnoliopsida; Ranunculales; Papaveraceae.
AGAACCCUGUCUCUAUUUCUUUAAAGAUUUUGAGAGAGAGAGAGAGGGGUAUUAAAGCUAGCCAGGAUCAUUAAACACUAGAAGCAUAUAACUUCAAUGUCAUUCUGCUGCUAAAAUGAGCAGCAGCACCAGCAGUCUUUAUAGCUCGACAAUGGGUAUACUACAACACCACUACCACCACCACCGCCACCACCAUCAGCAGCAUCAGCAUCGACUAUUUUCAGCUCUUCUUACAGUUCUUUCUGUUAUUCUCUGCCUUUUAGUUUCAUCUACCUCUGCAUCCUCUUCUUCUUCUUCUUCUUCUUCUUCUUCUUCUUCUUCUUCUUCUUCUUUUUAUCAUGCUUCGUUACCUGCGAGAAGUCUCUUCUCAUCAACUCGUCAUCAACUCGGUAGAGGGUUGGCAAUGGGAUUGACGUCCCAAGAAAAGAUAAAGAGUAGUGGAAGAGAUGAUAAUAAUGGAGAAUCGGUGAUGAUGAAUCGGAAGAGAGUGUUAAUACGAAUGGGAGUUGGAUCGUCACCACCUACGUGUAGAUCUAGAUGCGGAAGGUGUAGUCCAUGUCAGGCAGUUCACGUAGCUAUACAACCAGGUCGAAGUGUAAUACUUGAAUAUUAUCCUGAAGCUUGGAGAUGCAAAUGUGGGAAUAAACUCUUUAUGCCUUGAUUAGUCAAACAUAAUUCUUUACUAAUAUGAAAAUCUUGCAUUAACCGAUCAGCCCUGUGGCGAUUGCGGCUUCUCAAAGCAUCCCCAGGAGGAGAUCUCGAAUUAAUCUUUUGAUGCGUUUGUACUGUGAUUCUUGUAGGACUUGUCAAUUUAUUAUUUAUAUAUGUAAAUGGAUUGUGAGGGGGACUCUUUCUAUCUC